Daphnia magna is the source of this 993-nucleotide messenger RNA. RefSeq lists its product as uncharacterized. The record is from RefSeq and is a predicted model, not a curated record. The transcript is spliced from 4 exons. NCBI's taxonomy places the organism in Eukaryota, Metazoa, Arthropoda, Branchiopoda, Diplostraca, Daphniidae. Bases 160 to 906 code for a protein of 248 amino acids.
GGAUUACUAUGAUAUUUUAGCUACAAAUUUCAAACAAAUUGCUUAUAAAUAUUAGUAAAUGGCACCUCUACAUGUGGCCAGAAAAAAUGUCAAGUUCGCCAUUUUGAAAAGUCAUUCGAAGCUUCUCGUUGUUCUGCUAGUGGCUGAUUACUUGGCGUCAUGUCACAUUUAAUUGUAGAAAUUCCUAAAACUUUACCUGAUGAAGGAAAAUGGCUAUUCGUAAUUGCAGAAAAUUGGAUAGAGAAUGAUAUACUCUUUUUACCAGACAGUUCUUAUUCUGCGGCUCACAAAAUUCAUCUCCUGAAAGGUGGUACUCAUCCAGAUGUUGUAAAUUGGGACAGACACCAUACUUUCAAAAUCAUAGAUACAUUUGGCACAUAUGAGGAGGCUAGAUUGAAUCUUCCCCAGGUAGAAUCUGGUUUGUCCAUCUUGGAUAAUAACAACACAGGAAGAGGACAACGAGAAAGAAAGAAGAAGAAGCUUACCCUGCCAGGGGAAUCCACAACGGACUUUGAAAGUGAAAAUGAAGUUUUCUCUAAACCCGCUCCACAAUCAGUAGUGAAGGCCAAUAAGCAUUCCAAGAAGUCUCCUACGAUAACGUCAAGAAAACCACAAUCAUCUUCAACACCUAUUUUAAAACCACCAGCAGGUCUGCAGAUCAACAAAAAUCCAAGCAACGUUACUGAAAUACCAGCAAAGAAAACUGUGGACACCGAACAUCACGAACCUCAGAAGACGAUGAUUCCUAUGGAACCCAAGACCAUGGUAAAAUUCGAAACAAAUUUAUUUUUGUUGUUGUUAUAUAUUACUUGCAUGUGUAAUAUUUUUCAGAAACCGUACAACCACAACCAAAUUAUUCUGGAUAUUACAACUUGGGAAUGCCACCAUUUUGGGAGCAUAAUUUGAAUUAUCCAAAUUCUUAUAACCAAAGUUAUACACCACCUCCUGCUUCGUAUGAUUUUCCCUGCCAGCCUAUGGGUAAUAUCUCAAGCA